UCAACCCGUCCUCCUGAAGCAAACAAAUCGGAAAACGAAGCUCGGUCGGUGGCUGAUCGGCUCGAUAGCAGACAAGAAAUUAAGUUCAAAAGCAUCAAAACUGAAAAAAAUGGAAAUCGCCAGGAGACAAAGACCAAUGCAGAUCCAUGAUCAAGAAAAUGUGUUCGCCGUCAAAGGGAAAAGUGGUAUGGCGUUGCCUGCGAAACGGCAAGGGCUGACGAUGCGUGGAGCACUAGGAGACAUCAACAGCAAUGUGCAGGCCCAGCGAGAUAUCCAUGUCGGCAAAGUUGCCGUGGCUACUGCGGAAUAUGAGAAGAAAACUUCACUUUGUCGAGGCAAUGCCAAAAGUAACUACAGCCAUGUGCAAUCCAAAGUCGACACAGGACUUCCCAGCAAGCUUAUUCAGCCCUCUUCAAGACCACCUCUCCGAAGAGAAGAAAGCACAGCUAAUCUUGCUGCUAGGGCCGCUGCUCGUUCUAAGGCCAAGGAAAACAAGCCACUGGAGGUUAAAGAAUCCAUAAAUAUUAUGAUCCAAGCUAAGAAAUGCUUUCAAGAUACUAAAAAGUCCUCUAAACUGCCAACUGUUAAGGAGAAUAUUGUCAGAGAGAGUAAGCUAAAGCCUAUCCUGAAAGACCCGACGGAGUCCUUGGGGAAACUGAGGUUGGCUGAAUCCACAACGCACUCUGAACAAGUUCUGGGCAUUAUUGACCAAAAUAAAGUAGAAAAGAAAGCAGCACAGUUACAUUCAGUUUUGCAAAAGUCAACGCCCGAGUUGCCCGAGGACAUCGAAGACAUUGAUGCCGGAGACAAGAACAGCCCAUUGCUUAUGUCCAUUUACAUAAAAGACAUUUACCAUUACCUGACUGAAUUGGAAGAGAAAUAUCCUAUUGAAUUAGACCACUUGAAGAAACAGACUGUGAUCACUGGAAAAAUGAGGGCCACGCUGAUUGACUGGUUGGUUGAAGUACAACGUCAGUUUUCUCUGGUACUCGAGACAUUCCACCUGACUGUAGGAAUAAUUGACCGAUAUUUACAGGCCAUGCCAAAUGUGCAGAGGAACCAGCUCCAGCUAGUCGGUGUAACUGCCAUGUUCAUCGCCAGCAAGUACGAAGAGAUCUACCCACCAGACGUUGGAGACUUUGUCUACGUAACGGACAACGCAUACAGCAAGUCCGAUGUAUUCCAGUGCGAGAGGGAAAUCAUGUCGAAGCUCGGCUUCUGUCUUGCCAGACCGAUACCACUUAGUUUUUUGAGAAGGUUUGUCAAAGCCGCACAUGGAACGUCAAAGAACCACCACUUGGCUAAAUAUUUCGUCGAUCUUUGCUUAGUUGAAUAUUCAAUGGCGCACUACCGACCGUCGGAGCUCGCGGCCGCUGCGAUUUGCCUGUCGCUGUACUUACUAUCGAGCAAGAAACUAGAGGAUGUCUGGACCCCUACUCUGUCGUACUACUCCUGCUACUCCCUAGAACACAUUGACCCCAUCAUCAGAAAGCUAGCGAAAAUUGUUAUCAACGUAGAAAACUCCAAAUACAAAGCUGUAUACAACAAAUACUUAGACGCGACGUUAGCUAAGGUGUCGAGCCUGCCGCAACUGAAAGGAGAAGCUAUCUAUGAACUGGCGAAGAUUCCCUCUAACUCAAGUAUGGUCUCAUCUACCACGUAAAACUAAGAUUAGUAACAAGGUCCUGGACUAUUUUGUUUUAUGAAUUUGUGUGUUGCUAUUAGGAGCUUGUGAUGACUGCUUGUCUGCCGACACGAAGUUGUAUUCAAUUUUUACGUGAAUGUGACAAUGGACUGAUUUUUGUGUAAGUUUGGUUUUAGGUGUACCUGUUCCACUUACUUAUAAUGUUAGUUUUAGACGUAAUAUUGUAUGACGGUGAGAUUUUAGAUAUUCUUUAGUUAAUGUUGACACUGAUUAAUUAUUGUAUUUAUGUAUUGCAUUGAUAAGUCAUAUAAUCCAUUAUUUUAUUUCAAUUUUGAAUUGUAAUAGAUAUAACUUGAUGAUGUUUUUGUAACGUAUUUAUUUGUUAUAAUCAUUCUGUGAAAGUCCUGUGUGUUCUGAGGUUUCAGAAAUCUCAUCUAUUCUACUUUGUAAUUAGCAUAUCUAAUCGGAAAAUAAAUAUUUUUACGCUUUUCAAAUGUUACCUAUAAAGUUUAACAAUACUGCCACCUAUUGUUUCGUUAUCUGUUACGUAAAAAUAUAUUUCUGGUCAGUACAUGUUUAAUGAAUGAUUAUAGAAUAAUGGGUAUUCUAAUAAUUAUGUAUUCAUGACAUUGAAUCACAGUUUGUAGGUAUGAUUAUAAAUUUUAGUUUAAUGACUCUGGACCAAAAACUCUUGACGUUUGCAACGAGACUUGUGUACUAAUAUUUUAUAUGGUAAGGCAUUUUUAAGAUAUUUUGAAUAAUUGUAAUUUGAUAGACCUGUGAUUAGAAUAUACGCUGUAAUUUGUUGAAAAUAAAAUAUGUUUUACGAAUACCUACAAACAA
Messenger RNA from Ostrinia nubilalis (European corn borer), 2488 nucleotides. RefSeq names its product G2/mitotic-specific cyclin-B (gene CycB). The record is from RefSeq and is a predicted model, not a curated record. The coding region runs from base 110 to 1663 and encodes 517 amino acids. Gene Ontology annotation, molecular function: cyclin-dependent protein serine/threonine kinase regulator activity. Lineage: Eukaryota; Metazoa; Arthropoda; Insecta; Lepidoptera; Crambidae. Gene Ontology annotation, cellular component: cyclin-dependent protein kinase holoenzyme complex; nucleus; cytoplasm. The transcript is spliced from 8 exons. Gene Ontology annotation, biological process: regulation of cyclin-dependent protein serine/threonine kinase activity; mitotic cell cycle phase transition.